Molecule: messenger RNA, 3585 nt
Organism: Moesziomyces aphidis
Lineage: Eukaryota; Fungi; Basidiomycota; Ustilaginomycetes; Ustilaginales; Ustilaginaceae
Source: the annotation of a GenBank genome assembly
AUGUCGGCACUUCCGUCGUCCUCGCAACAGGCCGCCAACGGCGCGAGCGCAUCUGCAUCAUCCCCCAACAAGACAAAGGACCUCUUCAACGCGGCUCUACAGGCGCGCAACCCCAACAACGCCUACAUUGCACACCUCAAGAUUUGGGAGGAAGUGCCCCAGGAAGCAGCCCCCGAUGCUGCACCUGCCAAGAAGGCCAGAUACCUCAUCCUCGCCGUACAGAAGGACACUGGCAGAGUCACCAUCAACAAGGCGAAGCGGAACGCCAACGGUAGCUUCAGCAUCGGCAAGGACUGGGACCUCAACACGCUCAGAGAGGUGCACGUCCUCCAGCCCGACGUCUUCAGCAUCACUCUCACGCGGCCCUACCAGUGGCAGACACAGCAGCCCGUCGAGCAGCAGCUCUUCCUCCAGAGCUUGGUCAAAGUGUAUCGCAAGUACACCCAGGAUGACGGACCAAGACUAGUUGGUAUACAUGUUCCAUCGGCUUCGGCGUCCACCCCCGCUGCUGCCGCCGUCGCCGACUCGGCCAACCUAUCCGACCAUCCCUCCGGAUAUCGCAGCGACACAUCUCAGCUCAGCUCCAACAAUGGCACUGUUUCGUCCGCCGUUGCGAUUCCUAUCGUCAAAACGUCGUCCUUGCCCAAGCCGCGCAUCGACACUGCCGCGUCUCCCACCCGCAGUCUCUCCAGCGAAGGAAGCCCUGUGAAUGGUCGCGACAAGAGCGCGUCGUCGCUCGGCUCCAAUACCAGCCCGAAUCCCCUCAAGAGCAGGCGGGAAGGCACUCUUCAGCCGAGCCCCCUCAGCCGUACCGCGCAGCUACCUUCCCGCCCUUCCGCCGAGUCUGAUCGAUCAGCGGUCUCAGAUUCAAACAGCUACAGGCAUCCUACCGAUUCAAAGUCCCUCGCCGUACCCACACAACCCCCUCCGCGCAAGAACAGCGCAGACUCGCUCUCGAUCCGCAGCGGCAGCCACGGCGGCCUCGCUGGUGGCGGAGGCGAUGCACGUGCACGUCUCAGCUCCAUCGAGCCGAUCCGAGGAGGCGCUGCCUACGAGAGGAUGCUCUUGGCAGGCACAGGACUCAACGGUGUCACCGAGGUCGACGACGAUGGUGCGGCGGACGACGAUGACGAUCCUUAUGGUGGCGCUGUACUCGCAGACAACGAUGCUGCGGCCCCGGACGCCUCCUUUUCGUCCAAGCGUGCCACACUCGGCCGACCCGCCAUCGCACGCCUGGAGAUGCCAGACAAAAACGCCGCUCGACAAAGGGCCAAGUCAGGCGACCGUGUCGACGAAGACGAAGAUGAAGACGAGAACUCGACCCUCGUCGCCGUCGAGGAGAUGCUUGAAGGCUUUGAAUGGCGCAACGGCGGAGCAAAGGGCUACGGCACCGCCGCUGGAAAAGGCACAGCCGACAUGAUCGAAGCGCGCCUGCUCGACGAGCUUUCCGCACUCGAGUCGGCCAAUAUACACGCCAUCAUCGAGUCGGACGACCGCGUCGCUCUCGUCGUCAAGCACAUGGAAGAAGCGCUCGCCGAGCUCGACAUGAUGGACAGCAUGAUCGCCGGCUUCAAGGUGCAGCUCAAUGCGCGUGCAGAUGACAUCUCCCACAUCGAGUCGCAGAAUCGAGGCCUUCAGGUGCAGACUUCGAACCAGCGCACGCUCAUGGGCGAGAUCGAGAAUCUCAUCAACACCAUCAACGUCGACGAAGAUGCCAUCCACACGCUCAGCGCCGGUCGCCUCGAAAGCUCCGAAGGCGUGGCUCAGCUCGAGAUGGCCGCCGCCUCGCUCUACAAGUCCAUGCUCCAGGCACGAAGGGACGGCGAUGGCGGAGGAGCCGACAUGGCGGCCGCAGCCGAAAGGCUGGCAGACCACGAAGCCAUCUCGUCCCGCUUCUGUAAGCGCAUCCUCGACUAUCUCAACGUCACCUUUAGCGCAGAGUCGCAGCGACUGCUCUCGGAUCCCAACCGCCAGAAGGCGCUGCAGCCGCCACAUCCUACGCUGCCGGAUCACGCACCCAUGGAAGAGGCGCUCGGACAGUACUGCGGCUUGCUCCUCUACAUGAAAGAGGUCUCGUCCGCCACCUUCUCGCGCGUCUCGGCCUCCUACUUUGCCUCGGCAAGCGAAUGCUACCGAACCGAGAUGCAGCAGCUUUUUGUUGCCUACCGCAAGCAGUUGCGCAAGGCGAGCGACGACGAUAUCAACGAGUCCAGCUUCACCGGAUCGCAGUCCACAGGAACCGCCACAUCGGCCAUUCGUAGCGGCACCAUCCGACGCGUGCAGCGCGACAAGUCGGCUCGUGGUGGACGAGACCGUGGGGACGUCACGGGUCAGGACGGCCUCCAGAGGAUCCUCUCGUCCAUCAUCCCGAUCUUGCUGCGAGAGCAGAGCUUCAUUUCGGACCUGCUCCACAUCAACGACAACAACAUCACCUUUGCCGACUACAUGGACCUCGAGCCGUACUUCCGCAGGCGGGCCGCAGGCAUGUUCACCGGUUCCGCCGGGCCGCUGCGCGAAAUGAAAGGCGCCAUGGACCUGAUCUUCGGAUUUAUGGCGCCAGAGCUUCAGGCGUUUACCGACGAUGCUCUGUCCAAGGACAAGAUGAGCAUCGUAGGGCUGCUCGCGACGCUCGAUCGUGGCAUCAUCGAAGCCGAGGAGGUCAACUGCGAGAGUCUGCAAAAGGUGCUGGCCAAGCUGCAUCUGCGGCUGGCCUCGCAGCUGGAGCGCUUCGUGCAGGAGCAAAUCAAGGGCAUCGAGCAGACCAAGCUCACGGUCAAGAAGCGCAAGGGCGUGGUGCCGUUCAUGCGCAUCUUCCCGGUCUUUGUCGAGCGCGUCGAGAGCCAGCUGCUCAACGCCGAGACACUCAACAUCCGCCACGCCGUCGAUGGCUACUAUGCCCAGAUCUGCGGCGCCAUGUUUGAUGCGCUCCAGACCAUCUCCCGCGUAGAGACGGGCGCGGGCGCGGCAGGCGACGAAGACAAGGGUCAGCUCAACCAUCUCGUCAUCCUCAUUGAAAACAUGUACUACUUUAUCCACGAGAUCAACCGCGCGUCGCGCCAGCGCGGCAACUCGGCGCUCGCCGGGCUCGUCAAGCGCGCCGAGGCGAUCUACGGCGACUCGCUCGCGUCGUACACGCAAUUUGUGCUGCGCAGGCCGCUCGCCAAGAUGAUCGACUACGGCGACGGGAUCGAUGCGCUGCUGCGCUCCACGCCCGCCAACGAGGUCUCGCUGCACUCGGCGUAUUCCAAGUCGUCGUUCAAGAAGCUCGUACGCGACUUUACCGCCAAGGACACGCGCAAGGCCAUCGAGGCGCUCAGCAAGCGCGUCGCCAAGCACUUUGGCGACGACGACGACGCGCUGCCGGUCGCGGCGCCCGCGGCCUCAGCGGGGACGGACAGUGCGGAUGCGGGGCAGGCGGAGGUGCUCAGUCGGGUAUGGUCGUCGUGCGAGCUCGGAUACCAGCGCGAGUUCGAGCGCAUCCAGCGCAUCGCCGCCGAGUGCUAUCCGGACCAGUCGGCGUCGCUCGAGCUCGGCUCCAACGAACUCCGUCGACUCUUUGCCAGCCUUGCUCCGCGUCGACGAUGA